AUGUACCGCCAGGUUCAAGUGAACACUGAUGACCGUGACUUGCAACUCGUCAUUUGGAGAGGAGAUGAGUCCGAGCCCCUUAGAACGCUGCGAUUAAAUACUCUUACUUACGGCACCGCAAGUUUGAAUAUAACCAGGCCAGUUAUAUGUGACUCGCCUAAAUCAAUUGAAAUGCAUGUUUUCAGUGACGCCUCACAAGUCGCCUACGGCAGUGGCGUUUAUAUGAGGUCUGUUGCUGCAAACGGUGACAUCACUGUAAAACUUUUAUGCAGUAAGUCUAAAGUCUCACCUGUGAAGCCCACGACGAUAGUACGUCUCGAGCUCUGUGCCGCACUGCUGGCUGCGAGGCUUAGCAAAGCUGUACUGGACUCGCUGCGUUACAAACCUGAUCGCGUGCUUUACUGGUCUGACUCGAGCAUAAUUCUGGCAUGGCUGAAAAAUAAUAUAACACAGUUAAAAUCAUUUGUGGCAAAUCGUGUCACAGAAAUAUUAGAAAUAACUUACCCAUCAACCUGGCGGUACUGA
This is a messenger RNA of Melitaea cinxia (Glanville fritillary), 525 nucleotides long. RefSeq lists its product as uncharacterized. The transcript is spliced from 2 exons. Lineage: Eukaryota; Metazoa; Arthropoda; Insecta; Lepidoptera; Nymphalidae. Bases 1 to 525 code for a protein of 174 amino acids. The record is from RefSeq and is a predicted model, not a curated record.